AAAGCUCGAAUGAUGCGUUGCGUGACCAAAGAUGGCAUAUUUAUUUAGCGUGGAUACCAAAGCAACUUUUUUAAAUAAUGGGCGUGGAUGUGCGCCACAGACUGGGGGGAAUGUCUCGUUUUGUAAAAUCAUAAAGGUCUGCAGAUGUGCCGUGGAAAAACUUGCCUCUCCAUCACUCUACUUCCGCGUCAAACAUGCGUUUAACACUCAACGUGUCCUGCUGAGCACAGCAACACUGAAGUAAAUGCCAUUUGCAUGGGUUUGCAUGUUUUCUACAUUAACCUCACAGAAACAUCAGCAGCAGACUGCAGAGAUCAUAUGGAGGGGGACCUGGACAUGGAUGGUGUUUCUCCAUCCCAACCUCAGCAUCAGCGGGGCUUGUGGAAAUCCUUCCACGGCAGACCCAAACUCGCCGGCAGCCCCAAACUGGGGAAAAAAGACCGAAAGCAAGAAAGCGGGUUUUGGAUAUUUAAAAAGAAACGACCGAAUGGUUUGGACCGAGCGAUAUCGUCCUCUCAGCCCAAUCUGCACAGCGCGGCAGCCGCUCCGGACGGUGGUGAGAGCGGGAGGACGCGCCGCGGCUUGCCCGAGAUGGGUGUCGGAAGGGCGGCCGCGGCAGCCGCGGCGCUCGGCGCGGAGAUCCAGAUGCUGAAAAGAACCAAACCCACGCUCGCCCAGCUGGUGCAGUCUCAACAUAAACCUUCUCUGCCUGGGUCCACAAGCACCGAUGAUGCUGUGACGAAUGACAACGAGGAAGAGAUCAGUAAAACUGUGGGCAUUAAUGCAGCUGGUAAAGGUGGAACACAGCCUUCACUGCCCGCUUCAGCAAUGUACCAGUUAGACAUCGUGCUGAAAAAAGGAAACAACCUUGCCAUUCGAGACAGAGGCGGAACAAGCGACCCAUAUGUGAAGUUCAAAAUAGCUGGAAAAGAAGUUUUCCGUAGCAAAAUCAUCCACAAGAACCUUAACCCAGUUUGGGACGAGCGUGUUUGUCUGAUAGUGGACAAUUUACAAGAGCCUCUGUAUAUUAAGGUGUUUGAUUAUGAUUUUGGCCUUCAAGAUGAUUUUAUGGGCUCAGCUUACCUGUACCUUCAUUCUCUGGAGCUCCAGAGACCUCUUGAUGUUCGGUUGGACCUUCAAGACCCUCACUGCCCUGAUCAGGACCUGGGCUCUCUGGAGCUGGCGGUCAAUCUAUUCCCAAGAUGUACAGAGGACAGAGAGGCCCUCCGACAGGCCACCGUGCUACUGAGAAGAAGCUGGAAGCAAUGCAGUAAGGUAAAAAAAAGAAAAAAGAAGAGCGUUUGCCCCCAGAUUCUCUGACUAGCUGCUGUGUAA
This is a messenger RNA of Puntigrus tetrazona (Sumatra barb), 1335 nucleotides long. Its product is annotated as multiple C2 and transmembrane domain-containing protein 1-like. Gene Ontology annotation, biological process: regulation of neurotransmitter secretion. The transcript is spliced from 6 exons. Bases 256 to 1320 code for a protein of 354 amino acids. Lineage: Eukaryota; Metazoa; Chordata; Actinopteri; Cypriniformes; Cyprinidae. Gene Ontology annotation, cellular component: synaptic vesicle membrane. Gene Ontology annotation, molecular function: calcium ion binding. The record is from RefSeq and is a predicted model, not a curated record.